Molecule: messenger RNA, 3576 nt
Organism: Pieris brassicae (large cabbage white)
Lineage: Eukaryota; Metazoa; Arthropoda; Insecta; Lepidoptera; Pieridae
Product: putative Ras-related protein Rab-33
Exons: 5
Coding region: 182-844 (220 amino acids)
Biological process (GO): Rab protein signal transduction
Cellular component (GO): endosome; Golgi apparatus
Molecular function (GO): GTPase activity; GTP binding
Source: RefSeq, a predicted model, not a curated record
UGAUGGUGAAAAAAUCGCGACGGUAUGUAAUUGGUAUAUGUCAAAAUACACACAUCAAAAGUCAAAACCAAAAACCUCAAUGCAAAAUAUUUACAUUAUCACAAUUGCAGUUUGCACAUAGCCACAUAGUUCUGUAUUUUUUUUAAAACGUUUAGGUUUUACUCAAUUGCCGUUUCAAACCAUGUCUACUUCUGCUAAUGAGUCUGUACCUGGAUUAAAACAGAAAAAAGUGUUUAAAAUAAUUGUAUUGGGUGAUUCGGGAGUAGGAAAAACAUGUUUAACUUUUCGCUUUUGUGAAGGACAGUUUUUAGAUAAAUCAGAGGCAACUAUUGGCGUAGAUUUUAGAGAAAGAACCAUAAAGAUACGAAAUGAAGAUAUUAAGCUACAAUUAUGGGAUACAGCUGGUCAAGAACGUUUUCGUAAAUCAAUGGUGCAGCAUUAUUACAGAAAUGUGCAUGCAGUUGUUAUUGUUUAUGAUAUCACCAAACCAGAAACAUUUCAUUCAAUAGCUAGUUGGAUGCAAGAGAUAGAAUCCCAUGGAUUGAUGGGUGCUCCACGAGUUCUGGUUGGUAACAAGUGUGACUGUGGUACUCCAGAAUCACGGCUUGCCACCACAUAUGCUCAGCGGUUGGCUGAUAAAUAUGGGAUGCCUCUUUUUGAGACAUCAGCACUAUUGGACUCUGAGUGUGAUAAUGUAGAGUCAAUAUUCAUGACAUUGGCACACAAAUUAUACUCUAAACAGCCACUGCGAGUAAUUAGUGUAGAAGGUGAGCUGGGACCACGUAGAGUGACUCUAUCAAGACAAAAGCGUCCAUUGCGAAACGAUACAUGUUUGUGUAGCUAGUGAGUGAAAGUCAAGGUAUUUAAGGUACUAAUAGGUUGGGGAAAAAAAUUCUUCACAUUUAAAAAAAAUAUUGUAACAUUAUUUAAUGUAGUUUAUUUACAUUUAACUAAAGUAUGUAGCUACCAUUUUGCCGUCUUGUAGGUAGGGACAUCAUCUCAUUGCUAUAGAAAUUAUGGGGCUUCUGAUCAAAAAACAGUUGGUUUUGGCAGUCCACUUUUGAUGUUAACCUGACACUGCCUAAAGAUAUCUGAAGAGACCGAAACAGAUGGAAAUCUGGCCAGGCCUAUACGGCGGAUGCAUUAACACCUCCCAGCCAAGCCAUAUUAAUUUUUGCUGAGUGGCUAAAGAUGUGUGAGGUCUAGCGUUAUCAUGAUGAAAAAGCACAUCCAUUCUGUUGAUUAAUUCCUGCCGCUUUCUCUCAACUUCUUGCUUUCAUCUCAUCAGUUGUUCACAGUAGAGUUCAGAAUCGAUGGUCCUGCCUGGUGGUAACAGCUCAUAGUGAAUAAUGCCCUUCCAAUCCCACCACACACGGUUUCGCCAUAGUCUGUGAAGCCUGACCGGCCUUUGACCACGACCUUUUUCGCACGUUCUUGUUGUACGUGAUCCACUUUUCAUCAACAGUUAUCAGCGUCUUCAAAAAUGGUUCGGUUACAUUACGUCGCAAUAAAGAAUCACAAAUGAGUACACGGUUCGUUAGGUUUCUUUUAGUGAGCUCGUAGCUGAGGUAUCCAAAUAUCGAGCGUUUUUGUGUACCCAGUUUUUUUCAAAUGUGCCAAAACUGUUUUGUGGUCAAGAGCGACGUGCAUCUUUGACAUCAAAAUUUCCGGAUGGAUUCUACUCUCACAGACAUUGAGAGACGAGGCCCAUAAACAAUUUUUUCGCGGCUUGCGUUGCAUUUCUACGCUUUUUGUAGUGAAAUUUUAAAAUGUAUAGAAUUUCUUCAUUAGAUUCAUAUUGACAGUACAAAAAUAAAAUAAAAAAACACGUUUUCCUAAUUGGAAUUUGGAAUUAUCUUCCUCAAAAUUUAAACUUUUAAUGAUACCAAAACUAGCCAGAUUCAAAUAGGCCAUAGACCAAAGAGAUUUUAUUACAAGUUCAUACAUAAUAUAAUGCGAAAAGACUUUUUUCCCAACAUAAUAUUAAUGUAUUAUUACUGUAAUAACUGGUUUGAUGGCAGUAUUAAUCUAUAAUGUAUUAAUUUACAGUAACAAGACAUUUGAUAAUGAUGAAUUUUAAAACAUGUUUUCACGGGUGAACUACUGUAAAUCUAAAAUUGCCAUGUUAUGGAAUAGUCUUGCCAAAUGUAUUUAUAAGAGUCAUGGAAACGGAGUUAAAUAUAAGUGACAGAGAUUAAUUGUAUAUUUUGUUAGUAUUUUCAGAGGCUAGAGAUUAUAAACAAUAAAGAUUAUUGUGCCAAAUUGGUAUAUAGUUCUUGUAUUUUAUUAAGUAUUCAUUGUGUGGAUGAUGGAAUAAUUCCAAUGUCAAUGAAAAGAAAGGCAGCUCUUUUCAAAUAUUUGUAAGUUUAAUGUAUUAUUAGCAUUUCUUAUAGUUAUGAGCUAUCUGUGUUGUUAUAUUUUUAAGUAAUUCCAUACUUUUUGUAAAAAUUUAGUAACUUAAUAGAAUCAAUGAUUUGCGAGGCAGCAGUGCUUGAGAAUUUAUUUAAAUAUAAUUAAGAAAUUAUCUGAUAUGCUUUUAUAUUAUUGCCGCCAAUUUUAUUUACGAUAAUUUUUCAGUAUACAGUGGAAUCUUGAUAACUCGAACCUUGUUAAAUCGAAAUCCUUAGUUAGUCGACAAAAAUUGCAAUUCAUUUCCGCUGAACCCCUAAUUACGCGGUAUCUCGAACUAUUUAGACUUUGUAACUCGAACAAAAUGUUAUUGCCCUACGAAGUAUUGAUGAUACAUUUUUAUACUAUAUAACUUGAAUUUCAAAACGGAGGCCCUGUAAGCCGUAGUUAGUAAAAUAUGAUGACGUAUGACAUGGAUGGAUGGACAUGGACAAUUCCCCGAAAUAAUAGCAAUAACAUCCAAAAUGAAUGUUCGAGUUCAGGGCUCCUUAUAUAUUGUUUGAUGAAUGAAUGAAUACAUUUAUAAAAACAUAUACACUACAAAACUUAAGUUGAAUUGUUACUCAAAUUCGACUCUACAUUCGAAAAAUAUACUUAGAAAUCGCGCUUGUAAGUCGAAAUCAUGUGUCGUUAGCUCGUUUUUUGCGUUCCCUUGACAUUCGAGUUAUCGAUAUCCAUUGUAUUUAAUAACCGCAUGGUAAUGAAAUUUUUUUUUAUUAAAAUUUUAUCAAAGUAUUCAAUAAAAAACCUCUUUUUGUGUAACCACCAAAGUAAGGUAACAGUGUAUUGCACAGAUGAUAAAACAACUGUCAUGUAAUAAUAUUUUUAGAAUAAAACAAAACCAAUACAAAAUCUUUAGCAAAUAAUAUUUUUGAUCUCUUCUAAUUCAUUUUAUAUGUUAGUUAUAAGACUAAUAGAAAUCACCUAAUAAAGUGUAUAUAUAUAUAUAUUUUAUAUUUAUUUUAUCAGGGUCAUGCCUGUCCCAAAGAAUUUGUCUAAAGCAGCAGUGCUAUAUCUUCCAGUUUUUGUUUAUUUAAUACUAAGGUAUACUUAUUGGAUUAACCGCAUUGGGUUUAAGAUUAGGCAAAAACUGUGCAAUUUAAAAAAGUAGGUUUAUUUAGUUAAUGAAUAUUUGGUUCAGUAAAGUUACUUAAAAUAUGUAAAUGU